AUCUCGCCUCUCUGCCAGAAAACAAGCAAGUUAACGUAGUUGUCGCGUCUUGGGCUGCUCGUCUCUGCCGAUACUUCACACAAGAAAGAUGAGAUCGCCGGCAACUCUUCCACUACUAUCUUCCGAUCGUUUGGUCGCCAUGGCGCCGUGACCUCGCCGUGCUUCAGCGAUGGCCCCGCGCUGGACCUCUGAUGACCAGACAAGACGGACCGACCGCACCGUGACUCCGACAGCCACUCCGUGGUGGUAAUCAGUGGAGUGCCGCCACCGUCGAUCAAAAUCUUUGACCUCCCGCAUCCACCGCCAGUUCUGUCUCCCUGCAAGCAAAUCUCAGCCGCCAUUGCUCAGCUUCUGAGCAGCGGAGCGGAUCCGAGAUGGAGCCCAUCCCUCUGCUCACGCCGUACAAGAUGGGCCAGUUCGAGCUGUCGCACCGGGUCGUGCUGGCGCCCAUGACGCGGCAGCGCGCCUACGGCGGCGUGCCGCAGCCGCACGCCGCCCUCUACUACUCCCAGCGCGCCACCCCCGGCGGCCUCCUCAUCUCCGAGGCCACGCGCGUCGCGCCGGCAAGGCAGGACGAGGAGCCGGCCUCGUUCAGGGACAUGCCGGGGGUCUGGGCGCCGGAGCAGGUCGAGGCGUGGAGGCCCGUGGUCGACGCCGUGCACGCCGAGGGCGCCGUCUUCUUCUGCCAGCUCUGGCACGCCGCGGCCGCCCCCGGCGACGCCGUCAGGGAAAGGCAGCAGGUGAGCCCGCAGAUGAGCUAUGAUGGCCGCCGCGAGGAGCUCACGUCGCCGAGGAGGGUGGCAGCUGAGGACGCGCCCGGCGUCGUCGACGCGUUCAGACGCGCCGCCAGGAACGCCAUCGAUGCCGGCUUCGACGGCGUCGAGCUCCAAGGCACCAACGGCUACUUCGUCGUCGACGGCGGUGGCCCGGAGAGUCGCUGCCGGUUCGCGCUGGAGGUGGUGGACGCCGUGGCGCGGGAGAUCGGCGGCCACCGCCUGGGCCUGCGACUGGACCAGUUCACCGCAGAGCCGGACGAGCACGCGCUGGCGCUCCAUGUCGUCAGCCGGCUCAACGACCUCGGCGUGCUCUACUGCCACAUGAUCGAGCCCAAGGUGGACGGCCGGCGGCGCGUGUCCCGGCGGCUGCUGCCUUACAGGGAGGCGUUCGGCGGCACGUUCAUCGCCAGCGGCGGGUACGGGCGGGAGGAGGGCGACGCGGCCGUCGGCGAGGGGUACGCCGACCUGGUGGCGUACGGGCGGCUCUUCCUGGCGAACCCGGACCUGCCGAGGAGGUUCGAGCUCGGCGCGCCGCUCAACGACUGCGUCAGCGCCACCUUCUACGGCGCCGGCGCCGGCGCCGCCCACCCCGCCGUCGGAUACACUGAUUACCCGUUCCUAGAAUGAUCGAUGAUUGUGCUCGGAUGUUCUUUUCGGCGUAAACAAUCGACCAUGAUUUGCCUCCUCAGUGUUGUAUAUAUGAUAGUACUAAUUUUAUGGGGAUUAAGUUCAUCAAUCACCAUGAUUUGCCUCAAUGUUGUAUAUAUGAUAGUACUAAUUUUGUGGGGAUUAAGUUCAUCAAUCAAUUCGAUCGUCUUGUUAAUUUGUACUACUAA
Molecule: messenger RNA, 1612 nt
Organism: Triticum aestivum (bread wheat)
Lineage: Eukaryota; Viridiplantae; Streptophyta; Magnoliopsida; Poales; Poaceae
Product: 12-oxophytodienoate reductase 1
Exons: 2
Coding region: 375-1403 (342 amino acids)
Molecular function (GO): FMN binding; oxidoreductase activity
Source: RefSeq, a predicted model, not a curated record